CUCGCCCCUUCCUGCCCAGCAACCCUCCCACGGAAGCGGCUGUAUUUAUUUAAUGCUCCUUGCCUUGCGGCGAGCUCUACUUCCUGGUGGGGGAGGCGUCCUCAUUUUUUUCGGGGGUUUCUCCCGCGGGAAUCCUGAACGCCAGAGAGGCAUUUGGCCAUCAACUGUGCAGUUUCCCCUCUCAGGGAUUGUCUUGUCUUGUCUCAGUGGAGAGAUUCCGGAUAUACGUUGCCACAAAGCCGAUGGCCGACGGAGAAGUGCCCCGGACGGGAUUCAGUCUGCAGUUGCAAACCGCUUUGGAGAAGUGGAUGCAGCCAGGGUUCAAGAGGCAGGAUUUGGGGCGAGUGGCUUCCAAACCAGGCGAGCAGUUCGGAGGAGACAGGAAGAGCUGCAGAGGGCUUGAAGGAGCGGAGCAACUGGUAAAACAGGAGCCAGACCUGCUCUCUCAGCAGUGGGAAGCCCAGUGGCAGGAAUUCUUGAAGAUGUCUGAAUCCCAGCAGCCCUGGGGGGUUGUGUCCCUGAUUCAGGAGGAGCCCUCCCCCUGGGACGACGCCAAGGCCUUCCUGGCCUCCUUCGAGCAGGUGGCCGAGGCCUGCCAGUGGCCCAAGGAGGAGUGGGCAUCCCGGCUGCUGCCCGCCCUCCGAGGAGAAGCCGAGCAAGCUUAUUGCAAUCUGGAAAGCUCCGAGAGAGAGGAUUAUGGGAAAGUGAAGGCAGCCAUCUUGCACAGGGAUGCCCUGUGCCGUGAGAAGCUGCGCCAGCACUUCCGCCGCUUCUGCUACCAGGAAGUCGAGGGACCCCGGGGGGCCUAUAGCCGGCUGCAGGCACUUUGCCAUCAGUGGCUGAAAGUGGGGCACCAUUCCAAGGAGCAGAUCCUGGAGUUGCUGAUCCUGGAGCAAUUUUUGGCCAUCCUGCCUCCCGAGAUCCAGAGCUGGGUCCGUGGAAAUAGCCCGGAGACCUGCAUUCAGGCGGUGUCCCUGGCUGAGGAUUUCUUGCAAAUGCAACAGGAAGCUCAGCACCAAGAGAUGCUCAAGGAAGUGAGGGAUGCUGCAGAGGACUGUGGGAAGGGACAACUGUUCAGGGAGGCUAAUGAUGAGGGGAACGCUGGAGAUACCGGUGAAGGGAGUAGAAGCGUUGACAAAAUGGAGAAAUAUGCCUUGGAGAAUUCUGAGCCCGAAGCGUCGCACGAGGUGCUCGGCGGGAGAGCAGAAGAGCCAGGGGCUCGGUUCGGCGAGCAGGAACACCUUUCCCAAAGCCAAGAGAGACUAAUUUGGCCUCAGAAAUACCUUCCCAGGGAGAUGGGCGACAGUGCGGUGCCUUGCCGAGGAAGUUACCGGGAGCUCGGCCAGUCCAAAAUGCCCAUCGUUAAGAAGUACAGCGCCUCCAGCAUUAUCGCGAGGAGUUUCUACCAUAAAUCAAACUUCACUAAACAAAAGAAAAACCACCCGGGAGAAAAAACCUACAGCUGUUUGAAUUGCGGGCGGAGAUUCAGUCGUAGGUCGAACCUUAAACGUCACGAGGGCAUCCACACGGGGGAGAGACCUCACGAAUGCUUGGAGUGUGGGAAGAAGUUCACCCGGAAGUCUUACCUUCUUAAACACAGCACCGUUCACAUGUACGGAGGAUCAACAUAGCAGUUGGUGAGGAAAAAGACGGGCGCGUAGAAAAUUGGUACUGCGGGAAAACAAGUCAAAAAGGGGGACUUGAUUAUCCUCCAGAUCUCUAUGGUUCUCAGGAAGCACGUUGGGAAUCCCAGGAAAUACUCAGACCUUGGCGAAAUGUUAUUCUAGGAUGCACCACGUAGAAGAAUCCUCCAGCGUUUCAUAAAUUUUUUUGGGGGGGGGAAUUCAUAAUGCACAAGAGAGGGAGGGAGAGAUCGCAUGAAUCUUGAUUAGAUGUCAGUCUGUUUCCACCUCACUUCUUUUUGAGUUGCAGGAUGCCGUCAACACAGUUCCGGGACAAUUGGCUGAUAGCUUUGUCAUUUGGGAUAUUUCAUCUAUGAAAAUGGGAGGGAAGACGUCUUAUAUGCCAAAGCUUAAAUCUAAUCGUCUAUUUGGAAGGCUGAAAUGUUUCUAUAGAACAGCGUAGAAAAUCUUAAAUAUAACUAAGAGACGGUAUAUUCCACUAGCGUAUAAUUCCACGAAGAACAGCUGCCAGAAGAGAAGAGGGAAGCUGUUCCAUGGAGAACAGAAACAAUCCAGCAUCAAUCUGAGUCAGGGGUCUUCAAACUUGGCCCUUUUAUGACUGGCUGAGGAAUUCUGGGAGUUGAAGUCCACAAGUCAUAAAAGGGUCAAGUUUGAAGGCUUCUGUUCUGAGUGAUCCAAAUUCACUCAUGUUAAUCUGAGCAGACUAGUGACUUCCAAGAUGAUACAGGGAAUGAGACUCCACCCCACCCCAGUAGCCAUUUUACCUUUACAGUUUUUCCUUGGUUGUUUGGUCUAUUUCAAUGUUUCUGAACCUCGACGACUUUAAGAGGUAUGGACUUCAACUCCCAGAAUUCUCAUGGUCGGCUGGAGAAUGCUGGGAGUUGAAGUCCACACCUCUUAAAAGUUGGCGAGGUUCAGAAACGCUGGUUUGUUUUGUUCAAUGGAUACGAUCGCCUCCCUUUCCCAAAGUGACUCUGAGUGGCUCACAGUGUUAAAAAAAAACAAUAACACACACGACCAAAAAAAUAAAAAAUCUAGGGGAAAAAAAAGCAUGACAGAACGAAACAAAUCGAAACUUCUGUAGCACCAGGAGCAAAGUUCACCGGAAGCCUAUCGGUGCAUCCUGUCAGCUCAAGGGCCCUCGUGCUCAGUAUGUGAGGGAAGAACCAGAUUUUCAAUGUCUUUCUACAAGCUGGCAGAGCUGGGAUCACGUGGUUCUCAAAAUGAAGAUGUGGAUCUGGGAAAAUGUUCCUCUGUAGAAGAGCCUCUUUGAAGAAGAAAAGCCAGCUAGAACUUUGAGGAACGUUUGUUCUUCAUCCUGUAGUUGUUGGCGAGCUCCGUAGUUUGAGGCGCUGCCGAACCCUCAGCUAGGUCUCCAUAAUCUGGUCAUAAUCUGUCCAAACUCGGAUUCUCAAUCCAUCAACUCCUCUCACUUUCUACUAUUCCUGCCAGCGAUUUAGAGCAGUGUUAACUCACCCUUGCCUCUUUGAAUAUGGGUGGACUUCAAUUCCCAGAAUUCCUUUGCCAGCGUGUUGACUGGGGAAUCCUGGGAACCGAAGUCCACCCAUCUUAAAAGUCACUAAUCUUGAGGAACACUGAUUUAGAGAGAAAGCUCCCAGCUGGCCUUUGCCUUUCUCCAUCUUUCUAGUCAGAGCCUGCUAGCUGUAAUCCACGUUUCUCUUUUUUUUUUUCUCCCCAUGCACAUAUAUAUUAAAAUAAAAGCUUGCAGUCUGAUUCUAGUCUGUUCUGAGUAAUUGUCACCCCUCUUUAGAGAAGUCAUUCCCCUUUUAUUUGCUGGAAAUAAAUCUGGGCAGGCAGUACAGUCUGAAAAAAAAAUUCCUUUUAUUCCUGGUGGGGAUUCACGUGAGGGUGUGAAAAGAGGCUGCACAAUUUACCAGGGUGAAAUCCAAAAAGCAGGAAAUUCUUGAAUUUGUGUUUUGCUCCCAAAGCUACUGCAGGCCCCUUUGAAGUCUUGAAAAGACAAUGUGAAUGUAAAGAUGCCUUUAUUGGGGUUGGGAUGAAUAAAGUUCUCUAUGUUAAAUAAUCAUGCCA
Molecule: messenger RNA, 3695 nt
Organism: Crotalus tigris (Tiger rattlesnake)
Lineage: Eukaryota; Metazoa; Chordata; Lepidosauria; Squamata; Viperidae
Product: zinc finger and SCAN domain-containing protein 16-like
Exons: 4
Coding region: 243-1631 (462 amino acids)
Source: RefSeq, a predicted model, not a curated record